Chaetomium globosum CBS 148.51 is the source of this 966-nucleotide messenger RNA. RefSeq lists its product as uncharacterized. The coding region runs from base 1 to 966 and encodes 321 amino acids. The transcript has 3 exons. Gene Ontology annotation, biological process: cristae formation. The record is from RefSeq and is a predicted model, not a curated record. Lineage: Eukaryota; Fungi; Ascomycota; Sordariomycetes; Sordariales; Chaetomiaceae. Gene Ontology annotation, cellular component: MICOS complex; mitochondrial crista junction.
AUGGGUUUCGCCGCCGGCUUCGCAGGCGGCGUGACGCUAACACUCUCGCUCACCUACCUCACGCUACUCACACACUCACGCAACCGGCAAGCGCAGUCGGCCGUCCUCCGAUCCCAAGCCUCCACCCUCGACCUAUUCAUCCCGCCCGACAUCGACGCGACGCUCCCGCCCGCCGCACGACGACGCAACGCCUCAGCCGUCCUGCCCGACGGCACCUAUCGGCCUCGCGCCACCCUCGAACAACACCACCAACAACAGCAGCGCGAUGGCAGCCCCGGCGCGUCCUUCCUCGAGGCCGCCAAGACGAGGUGGAACGGCGAGGUGCUGGCCGCGGUGCGCUGGGCGCAGGACAAGGACUGGGCGCGCGCCAGGGAGCGUGCUGAGGAUGGCGUGGCGGGGUUGUUUGGUGUGCGGCUCUCCCGCGAGCCGGUGCAGGUGGAGGAGGUCGUGUUUGUCCCAUCACAUGCUGCGCCGCAGGGGGGGCUGCAGCAGCAGCAGCGGGAGCAACAACAACAACAAGCUGCAACGCCCAGUGGUUGGGGUUUAGUGCGGCGCCAGCCACAGGAGGAAGCCGAGCACCACAGGUGGAGUGACGCGCUGCAUCGGGCGGGGGAUACGACGGUUGUGGUUGCGCAGGCGAUGCGGGAGGAGCGAUGGAGGUUGUGGCCGAGGCGAGGGAGGUGUGCGCCGGGUGAAGGAGCUAGGGGGGCGGUCGAGAGGGGGAGUGGUGUUGAGAGGGUUCAUGAUCUUGUGGGGAGGACAAAGGCGGCUGUCCACCUGGCCGAAGAGAGGGCUGAGGCAAAGGCAGACGCGAAGUUGCUGCAUGUCUCGGAUAUUGAAAAGGCACUGGCCGAGAGGUAUGACAGUGCGCGGCGAGAGGAGCAGCUGAAGAAGAGCGUGGAAGAGACCUUGAGGGAGAGAUAUCUCCCAGUGGAGAAAAAACAGAGCUCUCAGUGGAGGGUAUAG